Molecule: messenger RNA, 1622 nt
Organism: Solea senegalensis (Senegalese sole)
Lineage: Eukaryota; Metazoa; Chordata; Actinopteri; Pleuronectiformes; Soleidae
Gene: txndc9
Product: thioredoxin domain containing 9
Exons: 5
Coding region: 110-775 (221 amino acids)
Biological process (GO): microtubule cytoskeleton organization
Cellular component (GO): cytoplasm
Source: RefSeq, a predicted model, not a curated record
UGUGACAUCACUGGGCCUGCGGUGUCGUCAUUUCCGGGGUGACGGUUAGUAUUUCGCGCACGGAGCAACGGAGCAGGUUCUGAUACGGUGUUGCACUUACGAGACAACCAUGGAAAACCAACAAAUGGACAUCUUAACAAAGGUGUUGGAGCAGUCGGCCAAGCUGGUGGAGGAGAAGGUGGAUGCUCAGAUCUCCAAACUGAAUGAUAUGGAUGAAGAUGACUUGGAGAGGCUGAAGGAGAAGCGGUUAGAGGCACUGAAAAAAGCCCAAAAACAGAAGCAGGACUGGUUGUCUAAAGGCCACGGGGAGUACAGAGAAAUCUCAAGUGAGAAGGAUUUUUUCCCUGAGGUCAAGGACACCAAGAAUGUUGUCUGCCACUUCUAUAGAAAUUCCACUUUCAGAUGUAAGAUCCUCGACAAACACUUGGCCAUCUUGGCAAAGAAGCACGUGGAGACCAAAUUCAUCAAACUGAACGCAGAGAAGGCCCCGUUUCUGUCAGAGAGGCUGCGGAUCAAGGUCAUUCCUACUCUGGCUCUGGUGGUCGACGGCAAAACGAAGGACUACGUGGUUGGAUUCGGCGACCUGGGAAACACAGACGAGUUUUCCACAGAGAUGCUGGAAUGGAGGCUUGGCUGUGCAGAUGUCAUUAACUACAGUGGUAACCUGAUGGAGCCCCCCACAUCGUCGCAUAAAUCGGGCACGAAAUUUACAAAGUUGGAGAAGAAAACCAUCAGAGGACGAGGCUACGAGUCAGAUUCAGACUCUGAUGACUGAAAAGCACCGACGGUCACAUGGUUUUCUCUCUAGGGCUACCUCAUUCCAAGAAUAAGAGUUCAGCAGAAAAAAGCCCACUUUAGUUUUCCUUCUAAGGUUACCCCUCUCCACAUGUCGGUAACCUAUUCUUUGCCACGUUCCAUAUUUAAUUUACAAAUUAUGAUUGAUUUGGCCUUAUUUUCUUAUUUUUGUCAUGUCUUUGUCACGUUCAAAAGUCUUUAGGCCAUUUGUCGAGAUGUGUAGGUUGUUAUGGUAAUUAUUAAAAGGUUUAUUUUUAAGUCACUUCCCGAAAAGGAGCAGGUGGCUGUUUCACAAGAGCAGAAUUAAAAGUCCAUAGUUUUAAGAAUCAGUGACAGCAGAUUGUGACAAAAAGAGCCCGAGCACUACAGGUUUUCUUACUUAUUGGUGUAAAUAAGCCUUUGCUUUAAAAUGCAAAACAUACACUGUGACUGUUUUGUCCAUUUGGGCUACUGUAGAAGAAGUGAAUCACAAGAUGGUGGCCUCUAUAAAGCAAGUUUCUUUAAGAAAUGAGUUGAUGGAUUUGAACGCGUAACCCACUGACCUGGAGUCGAGAUGCUCUACCGUUGCACCACAGAGCCUGUUACGCAUGUAAGCCAACAGAGGCUUGUUGCAUGAAUGGGGUGAAGUCUGCCAUCUCUGAUUGCCUUGUAAAGUUAUUAAGUUUUUAUUCUGUGUUUCCAUGUAACCGUUUGUCUCAUGUCUUACAAAUAAUGCGAGUGCCAAGAUCUUCCUAAAGCAACAGAUAAUACAUUUUCACGAAACACAACUUUUUUCUUGUAGCAAGAGUGACUCAACUAAUGCAAACUUAUUAAAGAGUAAAAACCAA